This is a messenger RNA of Fusarium subglutinans, 1341 nucleotides long. Its product is annotated as L-sorbosone dehydrogenase. The transcript is spliced from 3 exons. The record is from RefSeq and is a predicted model, not a curated record. Lineage: Eukaryota; Fungi; Ascomycota; Sordariomycetes; Hypocreales; Nectriaceae. Bases 1 to 1341 code for a protein of 446 amino acids.
AUGACCUCCCUCCGCAUCGUCGCUGUAAUUACCCUGAUCUCAACCUUGAUCGCCUCUUUCGCUUCAGGCCAACAAUGCAGCUACGAACAACUCAAGCCGAGGCGCUCUAAGCCUAAUGCCGCUGCCGGUUGGGAGUAUUCCGUCGUUCACAACGACUUCAGACAACCUCGAACCAUCUUGUUUGAUACUGAGGGUGCUCUCCUCGUUCUAGAUUCUAUAACCGGUAUAAUUCACUUGAAGCUCGACGAUAGUGACAAAGGAGGAAGAUGUGUCCGACUGGAAAAGAAGACGAUUUUGCUCAAAAAGAGCAGUCUAAACCACGGGCUCGCGCUUUCAAAGGAUGGCCGCACCAUAUAUGCCUCCUCAUCAAAUAGCGUCUGGUCAUACUCUUACGAUCCCAAGAUUCCCAUGCUGAAUCAAAGCUCAGAGCAGCUGGUAGUCGAAAACAUGGCUAACGACGGCCAUACAUGGCGGUCCCUUCUCAUGUCACAAAAACACCCUGAGUUGCUUAUCGUUUCCCGAGGGAGCGGCCUCGGUGGCGACCCGCAAGCCGAGGCGAUUGUCUCUGGCCACGCUCAGAUCCGUGUCUUCAACACCUCAGCUUUCGAAUCCAAAGCCCCCGACGGCCCCGUCGUGAAGCCCCAUGACUUCCAUCAUAAUGGUGCCCGCCUCGGCUGGGGUCUGCGCAACGCUCUGGGCCUAGCAGAACACCCCGGUACUGGUGGAAUAUUCAGCACUGAGAACUCCUAUGAGAUCCUCCAUCGGGAUGGCAAAGAUAUCAGCGUUGAUAACCCGGGCGACGAGCUGAACUUCCACGGAACUCUCAAUGGUUCUGGCAAGAGCACCGGGAGCAACUAUGGCUACCCUUUUUGCUAUAGUGUGUGGUCCAUAGAAAAGUUCCCUCGCCGCAGUAACGUGAGGAUUGGCGAACACUUUGCUGCUGAUCGGGGCUCUCAACAUUCUCGUCGAACUGAUGUGGAAUGCGUAAGGGAUUACACUGCUCCCGUCCAAGUGUUCCAAGCCCAGUCCGCCCCUAUAGGCCUUGAAUUCCACCCGGACGGCACACGAGCAUAUCUGGCUUUCCAUGGAAGCUGGAACCGUUUUGAGCCGGUGGGAUAUGAAGUCGGAUAUAUCGACUUCAAAAAGGGACAACCUGCGUUGGCCGCUAUAAAAAGUAGAACUGCCGUCAAACACAUCCUUUCAAACCAUAACAUGGCGAGAUGCGGGGAGGACUGUUUCCGCCCUGUCAGCCUGGCCCUGGACAAGAAGAAUCGGCUGUUCUUCUCCUCUGAUUCAACUCGUGAGAUUUUUGUGCUAUAUGACAACAGCACUACUCCGUAA